GUCGUCAUUAACCCAUAAAACUCCCGCCAUAUUUCCUAACGUGUUUUGAUCAUUUUUCCAACUUCAAGCAAGUAUGCCUAGCAUAGAAGACUGGAUAAACAACCCAUUAGGAGCCAUUCAAAAUAUAUUUGACAAACAGAAGUCUUUGGACAGCUCUGGAGUACGUGACUACUUUGCUGAGAAGCUUAAAACCAAAAACUCUAUAACAUGGAUUCCCAGCUUGAACGAUACCAGUCUGCAUUCCCUAAAGGCAAACUCGCUUGUACGGUUUCGAUGCAUGGUUCAAGAUAUGUUCGACCCAGAGUUUUACCUGGGCUCUUAUGAAGUUUGUGAUGGAGCAUCAGGGAAUACAUCCAUGCGUUCGGGCAAAUACAAGGAUAUAGCUGAGUGCGGGGCUAACCAAACCAUCAAUGUAGAUUCAGAAAACAACGUAACAAUGGACCGUAUGACGCUUUACUGUGUUCCUGUACCUGGAGAGGUGGAAUGGGUCAAGAAAGUAAACUCAGACAUGAGCAAAGUGAAAACAAAAUGUUAUCCUUCCACAUCAAAGACACCAACUCGCACCAAACGUAACCUUGACGACGACCCAAUGGAGGUGACCCCUGAUCCUAGUAGUGCCCCUGUAGGUCAAUGUCAGGGUUCAGCUACAGGGAGUGGGGACAGUGUUGGGAUGGAAACAGACGGAGGGGAGGCUAAAAGACAGCAGACAAGCGCUACCAGACCAGAUGCAGGUUCCUCACAGGUACCUGACCUAAAUUUCCCACUGCCAGAUGAGAAAGGGCCCGCCUGUCUUGUGAAGGUUUAUGAUGAGAUCGAUGCGUUCAAGGUCAACGAUGUUGUUGAGUUUGUUGGUGUACUCUCCGUGGAUCCAGCCUUAGCUCGAUUUGAUAAUGACAGUGAGGAGUCCAGCCUGCUUGGGGGUGUUGAGGAGAAUCCAGAGGAGGUAUAUGCCCAUGCCCCACCCCCUUCCCUGGUGCCACGCCUCCAUGCUGUGCUUUGUAACCGCCUAUCUCAUGUGAACCCUCUUGUGCCAAAAACAAAGUCUGAGGAUUACAUAACUGUACUUGAGACAAGUCAAGGGGAAAUAACUGCUUUGAGGGAAGAGUUACUGUCCAUAUUGGAACAUUGUUUGCUUGGGGACAGGCUGGCUGCUGAAUACAUACUGUGUUACCUUGUAGCCACUGUGUAUGGCCGUUCAGAUGCUAUCCCUCUGGGCAAGUUCAGUCUAAAUCUGAGCAACACACCGAGGUCAACCUCUUAUGCUGGGCUGCUGCAUUUCCUCAUAUCCAACCUUGUUACUCAAACCUACCUCCUACCUAUGUCACUGGACAAUAUGAACAAACUGGCAUUCUCCCCUAAAAAGGACUACACAGCAAACAGGCUUAAAUCUGGACUCCUUCAACUGGCCGAGCAUACUAAUCUCGUGGUUGAUGAGACAGCCCUAGAGCCUGGGCAACUGGAUGUUAAUGGUGUUCGGAAUCUGUCUGCCCUUGGCAAUAUGAUCAACUGGCAGAAGGUUGAGUAUGAUUUCAACUUCCACAAGCAAGAUUUUCAUUCCAAUGUGCAAGCCCUGGUCCUCUCUGAAGGAAAAUCUUUACUUACGACUGAUUGCCUGCUACCCCUGAAGCAUGGCAACAUUCCUGAAAGCCUGAGGGACCACUUUGCCUUGCUUGACCCACGGCUGACUGAGGACUUUCUUGCUAGGUGUCGGACAUACCUUGGACUGGCAAAACAUAUGGAGUAUUCGCUACCAGAUGAAAUACAGAAGAAAAUUCAGGAAGACUUUGUUAACUUGAGGAAAGAAGACGCAAAGAGCAUGACCGUUGAUGAUUUCCACUCCUUGCUGUGUCUGACAAGAUUGCUUUCCCUAUCUGAGUUGAAAGCAAGUCCUACUGGAGAGAUUUGGAGCCGGGCCAAGACCAUGGAACAACAGAGAAAGCAGAGAGUGACGGGGAUGCCUUCUAGGGAGCAGGCAGUUUGAGGGUGUGUGUUGGAACCAAGUGGUUGACUGAAUAUAAGACUCUUGAAGCUGUGAACUGUCAACAAUGUUUGAUAUAAACAUGAUGCAAAGUGGCCUUGUUUUGAAUACUGUUCUCUGAAUGAAAUACAUAAUUGAGAAAUUGUUAAAACGUUUGGCAAACAAAUGUAUGUUUACUUGUGUUUCAAUAUUAUGUUUGGUUUUACAAACUUGAUAAAAUGGAGGACAGUGAAACAUAAAAUAUUAUGAUCAUGGAGAGAUAAACCAUUUAUAGUUUAUAUGUCUUUACAAAAUGAUAAUUUGAGACAGAUAAUGAUAAUUUGAGACUGAUGAAAGUCUCUUGUCAGUUGUCGAAAAACUGCAAUGAUCACAAAGUACUUCAGAAAUAGAAUGUAUUUGUGUUAGAAGAAUAUGGUAAAAGGUUAAUUUACCAACAGUCAAAGAGUGGACAUCUUUAAUCUUAUAUGGACUCUCUCACAUUUUAUAGGUUCAGAUUUUGAAAUAUGAAAGUGCUAUGUGAGAAAAUACUUUAUCAGUGAUUCAAAAAUGGAGUAUAAUUGUUUGUUUCAGUGUGUGAUCGUAAUUUAUUUCAGGGAGUGAGCACCAAAAGAUAUUCAUAUUAUUAUAUGCCAAAAUUGAAGUUAAAAGUAAUUUAUUUUCACCUUUUUAGGAAAAAAAAACACCAAUUUGAAUGCGCACCAAUUUACAUGUGCACGUAACGUAAUGUCAUUUCAGAAAAUUCGUAGAAAUUGUGUCCCCACCCUGUGUGGACAAUUGUUUUCAAACUGGGGGCUGGCUAAAAUUCAAAAGAGUAAAAAUAUGAAUAUGAUAUUUCCACUGUUUCAAACAGUGAACUAUCAAUUUUAUUUCAUUGAUAAAUCCUAUAGACCACCAGAAAACAUAUGAUUAUAGGUAAUAUUAUAUUAGUUGACUGAUAUGUUGGGUUGCAUCACUCGCCGGCAUAAAGUUCACGAGAAAAAGUCAAGUGGGAUGUUUCUUUAGGCAAUCUGAUAGAUCAACCGACGAACAUAGUAUUUCGUUUAUUUCAUACCUUAAAAGUUUUUUUGAAAAAUAAAUGAUAAAAGUUUUCUUUUGAAAAGCAUUUAAUUUUGAGAAACAUGGCCUAUUUCUGUUACAUAGUAUUACAGGGGUAGAUGUGUGCAUGCGCGCAAGGCUACUGUGAGAUACGGAAUCGAAAAUCUGUGUAAAACAAAUAUAUUUUCCACUUUCCAUAUUUAAAGUCUUCCAAUAAUUUAGACAGAAAUUUAACACCUGUAUGAAAUUAAUUGUUAUAUGAUAUUGAAUUAAGACAUUUUGACGGAUACAUUCAUUGUAUUGGAAAGAGAUGCUAAAAUACAUCAGAAUUUUGUGCACGUUACCUUGAUAAUGAAGAUUGAAAAGUACAUGUACAUGUUUAUGACAAUAAUUUUUGUGUUUAUACAUGUUAAUGUGUAUGUUAGUGUACGGAUUAUGUGCCUUAUGUGUAAAUUUGUCUUCCACUUUAUAGUGUUAAAAAAAUGAUAUUAUGUAAAGAGUGUUAACUAAGUACUGCAAGUAUUAUACUUCGUAAAAAAGUUCAAUGAUGUCAUCAGUGGCUGUGUUCAUAAAGCUUCUUAAUAGUAAAACUGCUCUAAUUUAAACAAAGAAAAUUUCAAAUAUUGCUCAUCAAAUUUAUUCUCAUUCCCAUUUAUUAUUUUGACCUUUUUCUUGCAUUCUUUCAUAUUUUUGUUGCAAAAACAUAGUUUAUUUUCUUUAAAUUCAACUGACAAAAAAGCCAUUUUUUCACUACCGGGUAAGUUGAUUUUUAUGCCCCCAAAGGUGGGCAUAUUAAAAUCGCACCGUCCGUCCGUCCGUCCGUCCGGCUCUGUAACUUUCCCUUGUAUGAACUGAUUUUAAAAUAACUUGCCACCUGUGUUCUACAUACCAAGACGACGUGUGGCGUGCAAGACUCGUGUCCCUACCUCAAAGGUCAAGGUCACACUUAGUGUUUAUUCACAAUGGAGUGCUGCAUAUAAGGACAUAGAGUAUAGGUUGUCGUGUCCGGGCUGUAACUUUCUUUUGUAUGGACAGAUUUUAAAAUAACUUGCCACAUGUGUUCCACAUACCAAGACGACAUGUCGCCUGCAAGACCCGUGUCCCUACCUCUAAAGUCAAGGUCACACUUAGUGUUUAUUCACAAUGGAGUG
Messenger RNA from Mya arenaria, 4164 nucleotides. RefSeq names its product mini-chromosome maintenance complex-binding protein-like. Gene Ontology annotation, biological process: DNA-templated DNA replication. The coding region runs from base 74 to 1981 and encodes 635 amino acids. Lineage: Eukaryota; Metazoa; Mollusca; Bivalvia; Myida; Myidae. Gene Ontology annotation, molecular function: chromatin binding. The transcript is spliced from 14 exons. The record is from RefSeq and is a predicted model, not a curated record.